Molecule: messenger RNA, 1374 nt
Organism: Colletotrichum tamarilloi
Lineage: Eukaryota; Fungi; Ascomycota; Sordariomycetes; Glomerellales; Glomerellaceae
Exons: 1
Coding region: 1-1374 (457 amino acids)
Source: RefSeq, a predicted model, not a curated record
AUGCAGUACUCCUUCGUUCACGUCUUUGUCUUUUCGUACCUGACUGCUCUCGGUCUCGCCCUCCCAGCUGCCAGCCCGGCGCAAGGCAACUCGUUGGGCAGCCACCGGUUCCUCGCGCGAGGUGUCAGACGUCUGGACACUCGGGCUCCUCAGCAGGACCAACAAGCUGGCGCCAGCCAAGGCGCGAACAACACCGCCAACACUGGCGGCGCCGGACGCAAUGGCGUCAGCGAUGCUCAGGUCAUGAACGCCGUCAUGUCCUGGAUGCAGGAUACCGCAAAGGUCACCAAGUUCCUCAACACCGCCACCUCCUUCACCGGCGCCGAGUUCACCAAGCAAGCCACCAUUGCGCUCAACGCCGAGAUCGACGAGCUCAACCACAAGAUGGUUCUCGACGCCGCCUUCCAGGGAACGGACAUGGUCACGCAAGCCAACAACGUGCUCGACACGCAGGGUAACUUCCAGCAGGUUGUUGACACUCUUCAGAGCAUGGUCACCAACGGUCCGGACACCGCGCAAAGGGAUGUCAACUCCAUCAACCAGAACCGUUGUGUCAAUGUCCUUCCCAACAUCGACAUGUACUUUGCUGCCGCUGGCGCACCCAACAUCCAGUCCGUUCGUCCCACGGGAUGUUUGGAAGUUGAGGGAGCCAACGUCACUCCCUCGGUUCCGCCACCAGCGGGCGGUGCUCCCGCUGCACCUGCGGCGACCACCCCGCCAAAGGCCGGCAACGGUAAUGCCAACGGAAAUGGAAACGCCAACAACAACCAGAACCAGGACAACAACAACCAGAAUCAAGGGAACAACAACCAAAAUCAGGGCAAUGGCAACCAAAACCAGAAUCAAGGAAAUGGCAACCAGAACCAGGGAAACGGAAAUCAGAACCAGGGUAACGACAACCAAAACCAGGGCAACGAUAACCAGAACCAAGGCAACCAGAACCAGAAUCAGGGCAACAAUGGUGGCCGGAACGGUGGUCAGGAUAUUGGCAAGGGAGUUGGCAACAACGGCAACACCAACACCAACACCAACACCAACACCAACCAGAACCAGGGCAACAACAACAACAACAACAACCGUCCCCAGAAUCAGAAUCAGGGCAAUCGCAACGGUAAUGGAAAUGCCAACACCAACACUAAUACCAACACGAACACCAACAACCAAGGCAACAACGGAGCUCCGAAUAGCAACCAGAACAACGCCAGCACUGGCCUUCAGCCUGCUACUCUUGGUUCUGGCAACGCCAACGCGAACAACGGCAACAAGAACCAAGGCCAGAACCAGCCUCAGCAGCAAUCACAGCAGGCGCAAAGCCAAGGCGGUUCGUCCCUCAAGCCCGCGACGCUGGGCUCGCCAAGCCCUGCUGGCAACUGA